Messenger RNA from Linum tenue, 1824 nucleotides. The record is from the annotation of a GenBank genome assembly. Lineage: Eukaryota; Viridiplantae; Streptophyta; Magnoliopsida; Malpighiales; Linaceae.
AUGGACGAAGAAGAAAAUGGCGUCGACGGGAUCGAUGAUGCUGCCUGGCUCGGAAUCAGAAGCCUGGUGCUGGAGUCAGCACCGAGCUUGAGGGUUACUGGGUUUGCUCUGGCGACAUGGACGAAUGCUUGGAGAGCUCUGGAUGCUCUUGGGUUAGGGGACGCCCUUCGCCAGCAACAUAAGCUGAUUGAUGGAGUGGUGCUUGCUUCCACGAUUACAGAACGGACCAACGCAGAGGUGCCUUUCUCUGGUAACGGACAUGAAGCUCGGUGUGUGCAGAGGAAGCUGUUGCUUGAAGCCAUGGAGAAUGAGCUUCCGGAGGGCACUAUCAGCAAGGCAGCAUUCACUGGAAGAUCAGCAGUUAGAAGCGUUGCAAUAUUCCCACAAGGCCAUGAAUUCGUCUCUAAGUUCCUUCUGUUUGUUGGGAAGGGCUUUCGAGCUGGUUGUAUUGCUUGUGAUGACAAAACCUUGUACUGGUUCUUCAUUGAUAAGGAGGUGGAGACGGUGAUCGUAGGGAAUUAUGUACAGAUGGAGAGCGAAGGCAAAGUCAGAGACGUGAAAAGCAGAGUCUCCAACUUCCUGUGGCACGGCGGCUCUGUUUACGACGCCUGGUUCAGCUGCGCUUCGAAUCAGGUGGCUCAAGUGCUACUGACCCUGCCCUACUCCUUUUCCCAGCUUGGGAUGCUAUCCGGGAUCAUGUUCCAGCUUUUCUACGGCUUGCUGGGGAGCUGGACGGCGUAUCUAAUCAGUGUUCUCUACGUUGAGUACAGAACCAGAAAGGAAAGGGAGAAGAAGGCGGAUUUCAGAAACCAUGUCAUCCAAAGGUUUGAAGUCCUUGAUGGGCUGUUGGGGAAGCACUGGAGGAACGUGGGUUUGGCGUUUAACUGCACGUUUCUGCUGUUUGGAUCUGUCAUUCAGCUCAUAGCCUGUGCUAGGUAAAGUACAAACCGGUUGAAUUGUUUAAUGCUGGGUAGUUUGGUAGUUAGCUGCUGGUGUUAAUAUUUGUUUAUCUGUGGGGAUUGAACUUAAUGUAAUACUCUAUAUGGUGAACUUUGGGGUCUCUCUGCAGUAACAUAUAUUACAUAAAUGACAAUCUGGACAAGAGGACAUGGACAUACAUAUUCGGAGCCUGCUGCGCCACAACUGUGUUUAUUCCAUCCUUCCACAAUUACAGAAUCUGGUCUUUUCUUGGCCUUGUUAUGACCACCUACACUGCUUGGUACCUCACCAUCGCUUCCAUCCUCCAUGGCCCUAUGGAGGGAGUGAAGCACUCGGGGCCAACGAAGAUGGUGCUGUAUUUCACAGGGGCCACCAACAUCCUCUACACAUUCGGAGGACAUGCUGUUACUGUGGAGAUUAUGCAUGCGAUGUGGAAGCCUCAGAAGUUCAAAUCCAUCUACCUGCUGGCCACUCUUUACGUUCUGAGUUCUGACACUCACACUCCCUUCUGCCUCCGCCGUCUACUGGGCCUUCGGCGACGCCCUUCUCAACCACUCCAACGCCUUCUCCCUUCUCCCCAAAUCCCCGUUCAGGGACAUGGCCGUCGUUCUCAUGCUCAUCCACCAGUUCAUUACUUUUGGGUUUGCUUGCACGCCUCUCUACUUCGUGUGGGAGAAAGCUAUCGGGCUACAUGAAUGCAAGAGCAUGUGCAAGAGAGCGGCGGCGAGGCUGCCGGUGGUGAUUCCGAUCUGGUUCCUGGCCAUCAUUUUCCCUUUCUUCGGACCCAUCAACUCCGCCGUUGGAUCAGUGCUUGUUAGCUUCACUGUCUACAUCAUCCCUGCUUUGGCCCACAUCUUCACUUUCAAAUCCGCCGCUGCCCGUGAG